This is a messenger RNA of Orbicella faveolata, 727 nucleotides long. RefSeq lists its product as uncharacterized. NCBI's taxonomy places the organism in Eukaryota, Metazoa, Cnidaria, Anthozoa, Scleractinia, Merulinidae. Gene Ontology annotation, biological process: non-motile cilium assembly. The record is from RefSeq and is a predicted model, not a curated record.
CAUUCAAUACUGCAGUGAAUUUAGCCUUAAGUCGUAAAAUCCUUUAGGAGAAAUACAUGGAGCGCUAAUAUCUCAUUAUCUCUUCAUGUCGUCUUGGGCUGGAUUCACCGACGAAGAGCUUUGUCGCUUAAGACAAAAUUCGAGUGAAGACGUCGAUGCAGAAGGGAAAAUCUCGGGAAGCCGCAAAAAAGCAGCCAUAAACAUUCCUAAAAGACAGCGACCCCGGGAAAAAAUACGAACUAGAGCCCCUUCCACAGAGCUGAAAGAAUCGGAUAAACAAGAAGGAGAUGAAGACCAAGGGCUGAGAGAUCGUACUCCUACAGGGCAACGAAAUUCACGUGCUAGUACAAACAACGUUGGCCAUGGCCGUUCAACUGCACGACUUGAUUCAAGAGAGGAAGAGCAGGAAAAUUCCUCUCCAGAAUGCGAAAGACGAGGAAAAAGCAUUAAGAAGACCAUGGAAGAAAUUACAAUGUCUGAAGAAGCUCCGCCAAAAACAAGGCCCAUAAAGAAGAAAGAUGAUGGUGAUCGUGAACACGCUUUGCAGUUGGCCGAUAGUGAGAAAGAGCCAAAAAGCGAUCUACCGGAAAUAAUCGACGAGAGUGACAAAAUACAAGCAAUAGAAUUGUCAGCAUUGGAGAAGAUGCAAGAAAAACAAAAGCAGAUAGAACAAGAAAAUAAAAGGAAGAAAGCAGCUCUUCAAGAAACCAUAAAGCAAAGGUAUUAG